AGAUUUUGCGGAGAUAUGAACACAAUAAAUUUAAGUCCUACAACAACGAUUUUAGUUGGAGCAAGCGCUGCCGUUGCAAUCGUUGUUACGUAUGUCUCUGUUGAAAUUAUUUCGUUGUACAACUCUGGUUCCAAGAAACGGUCCAUUAUGAAACAUAUUCCGGACAACAAACAGGGAAUUUUUGGUGAAGUUUUCAAAUUUCCAGGUCUUAACGAAGCUGGUUUGUUAUAUAUAAUGGAAAAAAUGAAAAUCUUUCCAUUUUGGAGAUCAGUCUGGAUGACAAAAUUUUUUCCAAUCAUAGCUGUGUAUCAUCCCGAAACUGCAAAGAUUAUUCUGAAAACGAGUCAUCCUAAACCUCUUAAGCCUGGUACACCUUAUUACUUUGGAAUAAAAUGGUUGGGUCUUGGCCUUUUAUUUGCUGAUGGAAAAAGAUGGAUUAGAUCGAGAAGACUUUUAACCCCAGCAUUUCAUUUUGAAAUAUUAAAACCUUACAUGAAAGUUAAUAAUCAGGCGACUGAUUUAUUAUUGGAGAAAAUGGAGAACUGUUCCAAUUCUGGUGAAAGUUUCGAAUUUACAUCCAAUAUUAGUCAAUGUACCCUAGACAUUAUGCUUCGUUGCGCUAUGUCUUAUGAAAAUACCAUACAAAAGGAAGGGAAAACAAAUCCUUACGUUAUGGCUGUCAACGAAUUAUGCCAAAUAUGGACUGAUAGAUCCAUGAGUCCGUGGUUUUUUCCUGAUAGUAUUUUCUAUUGGACUUCGGCUGGUAGGAAAUUUAAUAAACUUUGCGACUACGUUCACGGCAUUACUGAUGGAAUAAUACAAAAACGGAAGAAAGUCUUGGAGACUGAAGGAGAAAAAGCUCUGAAAGGUAGAGGAAGAUAUCAAGACUUUUUAGAUAUCCUUCUCAUGGCACGUGAUGAACAAGGAAAAGGAAUGACUGAUUAUGAUAUUCGAUGUGAAGUUGACACGUUCCUAUUCGAAGGACACGAUACUACUUCAAGUGCUCUAACAUGGAUUAUAUAUUCAUUAGCUGUGCAUAAAAAAUUUCAAGAACGUUGCAGAAUGGAGGUUGACGAAUUACUUGAAGAUAGAGAUAGUGAUGAAAUAUUAUGGGAAGAUAUGGAUAAACUUGAAUAUACAACUAGAUGUAUAAAAGAAGCUCUUCGACUUCACUCCCCGGUACCGUCUAUUCUUCGAGAGUUAAACUCACCUUUAACAAUCAAAGGAGUUACUCUGCCGAAAAGUUGUGUCAUAGAAAUAGCACUUUGGAGUUUACAUAACAAUCCUCACGUUUGGGAAACACCAGAAAUUUACGAUCCAGAAAGGUUUUUACCUGAGAAUAACAAACAUCGAGAUCCUUACGCAUUUUGCCCAUUUUCGGCUGGACCAAGAAAUUGUAUUGGUCAGAACUUCGCUAUGGACGAAUUGAGAGUAAUUACUGCUCGUAUCUUAAGAAGAUUUGAAUUCACAUUGGACGAGACUGUUCCAGUAAAAAGGAAAAUGAGUGUUGUUAUGAGAACAGAGAAUGGAAUGUACUUACACUUACAAAAGCGAAACAUUUAA
Molecule: messenger RNA, 1563 nt
Organism: Dimorphilus gyrociliatus
Lineage: Eukaryota; Metazoa; Annelida; Polychaeta; Dinophilidae
Source: the annotation of a GenBank genome assembly